UUUGCCGUCCCCAGGGCACUGCCCGGGUGUCACCGCGGCCGCGAUGACGGUGACCUACACCUCGCGGGUGGCCACCGCGCGUUUUGGGGGCUUCUCGCAGCUGCUGCUGCUCUGGCGCGGGAGCAUCUACAAGCUGCUCUACCGGGAGCUGCUCCUCUUCCUCGCCGCCUACCUGGGGCUCAGCCUGGCCUACCGGUUCCUGCUGUCGGAGGCGCAGAAGCGGCUGUUUGAGAAGCUGGUGCUUUACUGCGACAAGUCGGCCAACCUCAUCCCUGUCUCCUUUGUCCUCGGUUUCUACGUGGCGCUGGUGCUGGAGCGCUGGUGGGGGCAGUUCCGCAGCGUCCCGGCGCCGGAUGGGCUGAUGGUGGCCGUGGCGGGCAACGUCCAUGGGGCCGACGCGCGGGGCCGCAUCCUGCGCCGCACCCUGAUGCGCUACGGCAGCCUGGCUGCGCUGCUGGUGCUGCGCGCCGUCAGCACCGCCGUCUACAAGCGCUUCCCUACCACCGACCACCUCGUCGAGGCUGGGUUCCUGACGCGGGAGGAGCGGCGGCGGCUGGAGGGGCUGCGCUCGCCCUACAACAAGUUCUGGGUGCCCUGCGCCUGGUUCGGGGCGCUGGCGGGGCAGGCGCGGCGGGAGGGUCGUGUGCGUGAUGACUGCGCCCUCAAGCUCCUCAUGGAGGAGCUGAACCGCUUUCGGGGCCACUGCAGCCUCCUCUUCCACUAUGACUGGAUCAGCGUCCCACUGGUGUACACCCAGGUGGUGACCAUCGCCGUCUACACCUUCUUCGUCACCUGCCUGAUCGGGCGGCAGUUCCUGGACCCAGCCCAGGGCUACGCAGGGCACGAGUUGGACCUGGGGGUCCCCGUCUUCACCCUCCUCCAGUUCUUCUUCUACGUGGGGUGGCUCAAGGUGGCCGAGCAGCUCAUCAACCCCUUCGGCGAGGACGAUGACGACUUUGAGACCAACACGCUCAUUGACCGCAACUUCCAGGCAUCUGGCCCACAGGUGUCGAUGCUGGCGGUGGACGAGCUGUACGGGGAGGUGCCAGCACUGGAGCGGGACCGGUACUGGGACGCCGCCAGCCCCCGGGCACCCUACACGGCCGCGGCCGCCCCGCUGCGCCAGCCUGCCUUCCGCGGCUCCGCCUUCGACGUGGCGCUGGCGAAGGAGGAGAUGCAGUUCCAGCCGCUGGAGGACAUUGGGGAGACCCUCGGGGACACCCUUGAGCCCCCCCCCACGGCCACCCCCAGGCACCUUCACCCGACGCUUCUCCCUGCUCCGCCGCAAGAACAGCGCUGGCUCUGAGGGGGGGCUUGGCCCCGAGCCUCCCCCGGGGGCCCCCCCCCGCGCCUGCUGCCCCAGGGGACGGGGAUGGGGACAGCCUCGGGGGGGACACAGCCGUUCUCCUGGGGGACGCCCCGGGAGGGAGCAGCAGCUCCCACGACCGCUGGCUCCUGCACCCCAGCGCUAAUGACAUAGUUUAAGGAGGCAAACCCCAAAACACCCCCCCCCCGAACACAGCUAAGCCUAUACAAGCCCCUGUUGGGAAUAAACCCCCAGCCCUGAA
Molecule: messenger RNA, 1568 nt
Organism: Aquila chrysaetos chrysaetos
Lineage: Eukaryota; Metazoa; Chordata; Aves; Accipitriformes; Accipitridae
Gene: BEST2
Product: bestrophin 2
Exons: 9
Coding region: 44-1306 (420 amino acids)
Molecular function (GO): chloride channel activity
Source: RefSeq, a predicted model, not a curated record